This is a messenger RNA of Sinocyclocheilus rhinocerous, 31566 nucleotides long. It is a transcript of the gene syne2b, whose product is annotated as spectrin repeat containing, nuclear envelope 2b. Gene Ontology annotation, molecular function: protein binding. Gene Ontology annotation, cellular component: membrane. Lineage: Eukaryota; Metazoa; Chordata; Actinopteri; Cypriniformes; Cyprinidae. The record is from RefSeq and is a predicted model, not a curated record. The transcript is spliced from 129 exons. The coding region runs from base 140 to 30151 and encodes 10003 amino acids.
AAUGCGGGAGUUUCGCACUGCUUUGCUGUAUUGCAAGAUGAGGCUGGUUUCUGAAACAUUUCUGUUGCUGCACACUUCAACAUGCAACAACUGAUGAUAAUACAGGGAAUUCUGGGAUAGCAAAUCUGCUGACAGCAGCAUGGACAACAAAAAGAAGUUGCCUCAUUUUGUCGGGGUUGAACACCCAUCUGAAAGGUCUCCUAAGAAGAAACAUGCAUCACAAGUUGAGCAGGAGCAAAUUCAGAAAAGAACCUUCACGAACUGGAUCAAUGCCCAGCUGUCUAAGAGGAGUCCCCCAGUUACAGUGGUGGAUCUUUUCAAUGAAUUAAGAGAUGGAAGCAGACUAUUGGACUUGCUGGAGGUGUUGAGUGGUCAGAGAAUGAGCCGAGAAAAAGGAAGAGGGACAUUUCAGCACAGAACAAACAUUGAGAAAGGCCUAGCGUUCCUUAAGAGGAAAUCGAUCAAACUGGUCAACAUCAGUGUCUCGGACAUCAUGGACGGGAAGCCUUCCAUCAUUCUGGGUCUCGUCUGGACCAUCAUCAUGCACAUUCAUAUCGAAGAGUUGGCCAGCACAUUGAACUUUAGUUCUCGUCAGUCGUCUCUGGAGUCACUGGUGAGUUUAGACACUCGUUCGACCAGCAGCAGUGCCCGCAGCAGUCCGGUGCCACCCCAUGGUUCACCCCUGCACACCCGUUUCCGCGUAUCUGCCAAGAAAGCCCUGCUGCUGUGGGUCAGAGAGCAGUGCCAAAAGGCUGGUUGUACUCUGAAUGUGAAGGACUUUAAGGCGAGCUGGAGAAGUGGUGUAGUGUUUUUGGCGAUACUUCUUGCUCUGAGACCGAAUAUUGUGGACCUAACCAGAGCCCGAACAAGAACCAACAGACAGAACCUGGAGGAAGCCUUCCACAUUGCUGAAAGAGAACUUCACAUCCCCAGACUACUAGAUCCAGCCGAUGUUGAUGUUAGGGAUCCUGAUGAAAAGUCUAUUAUGACAUAUGUUGCUCAGUUCCUGCAGUACUCUAAAGAUGCUUCUGUUUCUGAUGAGGAAAUGCAGUAUCUCACUCCUCCUCAGCGCCUCUCUCCUGUCAAUCUGCCAUCAGAAUUUACUCCUUCUAUAGCUGCAUCACCUUUAAGACAGACCUCAGCCAAUCAGAAGGCUCAGGAGGUCACAUGCUGGUUGGAUCAGGCCUAUCAGGAGCUGAUAGAGGGGUGGGACUCCACUGAAGGAGAGAGCUAUGCUGAGAGAUACCAAGUCUUCCACACCUUCAUUGUGUCCUUUAACGAGCAGCGGCGGCCUGUAAUGCCAUUACUAACAGCGAUGAAGAGGACUCCUCAUCUUAGUGCAGAGCAGAAAGCUCUUAGACGAGCCUGGGAUGCUCUUGCUGAGAAGCUACGUGAGUAUAAAACAGAGCUGGACCUGAGCCUUCCAUCCCCACUGGAUACUGUAGGCCGCUGGUUAUUGCGUAUUGAAGAGGUUUUAUCUGCAGAAGAGGGCGAGCCAAUAGAUCACGCCCGAGCCGCAGAGGAGGCUCGGGAGAAACUUGAGCUACUAAAGGUGUGUUUGGAGGAGAUGCCACAUCAUAUCAAGAGGUUUAAUAUGUUUCAAAACACAAAUGAGUUUGGAGAGGCUCUGGUGCCAGCAGACAAGAUGGAAGAGAUGAAGAGAAGGUUCACCAGUGUCCGUGUAACAGCUAAAUAUCAUGGUAUUAAGCUGGAGUACCGUGAGCGCAGACACACAGUGUUAGACCUGCUGAAUCAACUCAACAUUAAACUGCGAUCUUGGAAAAGAGCCUACAUUUCCCAGGAGGCUGUUCGUGUGCUAAUGCAGGACUGGAAUGAGACUGUGAACAAACAGGAGCUGACUUCUUUGCUGGAUGGAGCCCUCCAUAGACUCAAACUAAUCGCGAACAAAUACACCAGCAAGGCUGCCUUGGCUGGAGACUCGACUCAGGUAAAUCGUCAGGUGGCUGAUCUGGAAGCAGAUGUGAUAGCGACUCUGGAGGGUGUACGGAUGGUGAGGGGAACUAUGGGACGCGUGUUGGCAGCAUGGGACUCUUACAGUGAUAUCUACACCUCAAUGCGAGCAUGGCUGGAGCAGGGUCCACGUGCCCAGCGACACGGACAGAGUACAGAGGUGACAUUAUCAAUUAUGUCAGAGUGGAGUUCCCGCCAAGCUCACCUGAAUGAGGUGGCCAACUACUUGACAGAGGUCACAGACCCACAGACAAGCCGUGCUAUUUCAGAUGAACUCUGCAAGAUAAAUCUGCUCUGGGCUGACUUUGCCAAAACAGCCCAGUUUUCUUUAGCUGAGGAGCCCAGUGCUGGCCCAUCCAGUCCUCAGACAGUUCAGUCUCUGAUAAGGGAGGCCACUCAGUUAAUUGAAGAACCUGUGGAGGUCGUUUCUGGAUCACUACGUACUUACACGAAGAGAUUACAGCUUAUGAUGAAGAAAAUAAAGGAUGUGGAUCUAGAAGCCCUCUUGCCAUCUCUAGACUGCUCUCCAGAAACCCUGAGCAAACUUCAGCAAGCCAUUCCUGAAGUCCUGCAGACACUCUGUGAAGCUGAGCAGGUGUGUGAUGAGCUGCGUGUGAGUGUUAGUGGGUUGGACGGGCGUCUAGCCGAACUGUUACACUGGGAGAUGGAAGCCAGAGAUCUCUAUCAGCUACUAAAGGAGGAAGCGCACAGGCAGAAGAGAGGACAAGAUCCCAGAGCACGGCUGUUGAUAUCAAGGGGUUUACAGUUAGAGGGUCAGGUGGUUAUGGAGGAACAGGAUCUGCAGGUGAUGGUCAUGACUAAUCAAAAGACUUCACCACUGCAGUAUCUCAUUGCAUCCACCAUGCAGGACAGAGUCUGCACUGCUGUUGAAAAGUCACAGGAAGCCAUAGGGAUGCUUAGCUCUUUGGGGGCUUGCAGAGACCGAAGCCCUGUUAGAGACCAGCCCCCUUCCAAGAUCUUUGUCCAAUAUCAGGAGACAGAGGAAGAGUCCCAAAAAACCUCCUUCCAGCCUGUCUGUCCAUCAGAAGCCCCUGGCCAACCAGAACCUCAGCCUGCAGUCAGGGCCAAAGUUCCAGAACAAUCUCAAAUACUCUCAGAGGUAUCUUCUAAAGCAGUAGACCUCAAGACCCAGCAAUGUAAUCAGCCUGUGCCAAUGAUUGUUGUGCAAGAGUAUGAAGAGGAGAAAAGUAGUCCACAACCACAAAUGCAUCCCUCUGUGCAAGUGAAAGACUCUCAGUCCAUUGAAGGUAAGUCAGAGAAAGUUGUCCAUGCUCAAACAAAAAUCGACAUAGAGCAUCAUGUAGAAAGCCAGGAAUCUUUACCACAGUCUGUGACACAACAACAGACAGAAAAAGGUCCAGUAGCUGGACAACCCUCACAGAACCUACAACAAGCAGAGUCACAAGUACAUAAUAAACAACAAUUAGCAACACAGCCACAUGUGCACAUUCAUCAACAAGAGAAAACUCAGCUUGCAAAACAGCAGAAGGUUCAACCACAAGUAUCAAUCCAGUCGCAGCCUCAGGGUCAACUAGAAACACAAACACAACAAGCUCCAAAGCAGCAGAGGAAAGUAAAGAAGUCCCAGGCACAUCUGCAGAACAGACCUUGGCUUCAACAGAGGAGUCAACCGGAAAAUGUUACCCAAAACUCAAUGCCACAGUUGGUCCCACAAUCUCAGUCAGAGCCUGAGGACAAAUGUCAAAUAAGUUCUCAAGCACCACCACAGCAUAUAGUAGCUGUUAGCUCACCUGAGGCUCAGGGACCUGCUCAAGGCACAGCACAGUCAAAAAGCAUUGUUAAGAGUGAUGAGAAACACCUGAAGACAGCUCAGUCUGUUGCACAAGAGAAACCUCUUGUAGAAACACAAAACCCACCUCAAACUGUGCCAGCAGUUUCAGCACAACCAGUGACUCCAAAACAACCACAACAGCCAGUGACUGUUCCAAUUCAUCAACAAGUAUUUCCCCAACCUCAGCCCUCUUUAUCAACUCAAGCUCAAACAACUACACAACAAACACAAUCUACUGCACCCAUUAAGCAACAAAAGCAACCUCAAACACAGAUAGUGACACCACAGCAACCUCAAGUGAUGAUCCAGAAACAGGCACAAUCACAAUCCAUGACUCCCAUGCAACCACAGGUUAUGGCCCAAUGGCAGCCACAACAGACUAUUUCUCAGCCUCAUCCUGCAGUGCCACAACCACAAAGAUUUCCAGUGACCCAAACAAUGCCCCAAAGGCCAGUCCAACAGUACCCAACAUCUCCCAUUCAACCACAAAUAACAAUGCAGAGACAACAGUCUCAGUCCCAGCAACCCACAAUGCGCAAUCCGACUGUAAUUACCCCUCAACCCAAAGGUGCAUCCCCCAUACAACCCAGAAUCAUCUCUAUGCCUCGACUCCAGAUGCCUGUUCAAUCUCAAACCCAAACUCAGGUCAAAGCCCAGGGAAGUGCACCACAUGUGAUUCAACCUCAGGGGCAACCCCAGUGGAGUCAACCAGGAGAUGUCACCCAAACGUACCCCAGAGUGCAAGGACCAGUUUCUUUUGCUGCCCAAAUGCAAUCACUGGCCCAUUUCCAAACUCAUUUCCAACCUCAAAGUAUCCCUCCAACUCAACCUCAGCAGUGGUCACCAAUAAGACCAGGCAUAGUGAGCCAGACAUACCCCACUGUCCAAGUUCCAGGUCAGGUAGUUCAACCUCAACCUCAAAUGGCAGUUUACCCUAAAAUCCAGCUGCAAUCACAGCCUCAGCAGUGGCCCUCUGCUAGACCUGAAUCACCUUGGGGUCAAUCACAGAUAAGACCUCAAGGUCCAGCUCAGCAUAUAGUGCCCUCUCAGCAAUGGAGGCCUAUCAGUCCAGAGAGAGUCAGUCCAGUAUACCCAAGGGCUGAAACCCAAGGGCCCAAGGGACCACAUCAUCAGUCCCAAUAUCAAGCCCUACCAAGGCCAGCAAGCCCUCAACGUCAGUGGAGUCCAGUCCGGCCAGAACAUCAGUUUCAAGUUUCUUCCCAGACUAUGUUCCAUGGUGCUCCCCAGCCAGUAGCUCCAUGGAAUCAACCACCUUCUCAAGCUCUCAUAAGACCUCAGAGUCCACAACAGCCUCAGCAAAGUCAGCAAAAGUGGAGUUCAUCCAGGACAGAGGCCCCAUCUGCAAACCUCAUCCAAAGCCAAGUUGCCCAGGCAGAGCUUCAGUCCCAAGAUCUGACAAAGCUGCAGUUACCAGUACAGGAACCACCCCAACAGCAGUCAGCUCCUCGGGUUAAGCAGCCAGCACUUGCCCAGGCUCCCCCUCAAGCCUACACUGAGGCUUAUAUAAAGGCACAGGCCCUGGUGAGGGAUAGAUUUGAGGAAGCCAAGCACUGUCUUCAAGAGCACAUUAUAGAAGCUAUCAAUGUAUUCAAGGACAAGAGAAUGAUGGACGAACAGGCAUCAGUUAAGGAGGAGACGCUUCGGACUCUUGACCCUGAACUUCUUGAAGAGUUCUUGAGGGCUGCGGAAGGGAUGGAAGCUUUCUGCACCCCAUCUGAACUUAGAGACAUGGAGUUUUUCACACAAUCUGUUAGAACACAGUGGAAGGAUGUUCGAGUGCAAAUAUCAGAAUUUUUGAAGCAACUCAGAUUUGAGUUAACCCGCCUGCAUUUUAACCAUAUGGUUAAGACAUGUGAGAUACACUUUAAGAAGGAAAAACUCAACCAUAGGCCUGAAUCAAUAUCAGAAUCAAAAGAAGAGGCUUGUUUGUCUGCAGAAGGCAGUCUGGCAGAGGCAGGACAGCAGCUAGAAGCUCUGAAGGAGUUGUGUGAUACUCUUAGCCCUGAGGACGCACACAGGCUCGCACAAGCCCAACUUAGAGAAUGUGAGAGACGGCUUGCUGCCAUCCAGCGGCAGUUCAGUGGAGACACAGAUACACCUCCUUCAGACACUAGUUUACAAACAGAGCAAACAAAAGAGCCACCCAAUCAAAAAGCACCAACAGUCCCACCACCACCUGAGAAGCCCAAAGAGGUUAUUGUUUCAGAGGCUGUUACACCGGUUAGCCCCCAGCGACCGAGAACUGUGGAGAAGAGAGAGAUAGUGAAACAAACGAGUACAGAAGAGGACAGGUACCGCAGCUCCAGAUUUGCAUUACAGGCUCAGCUAAACAGAAAUGAGCAAUGCAUGCUUGGAGAUCGUACCUCAGAAUCAGUCACUCCCACAGACCUGCAGAAACGACUGAGAGAAUUAAAGUCUCUGUGGGACGAGACAGAGUCUCUGUGGAAGGAGUAUGAAGCGUUGUGUAUGCAAUGUGUUCAGUACAACGAACGAGCUGUUGAGCAGGACCGUAUGGAGCUCACUGUCAGGUGGAGAGAGCAGAGGUCACAGUUACAGGGCAGGGUGGAUUCACUGGGAGCAGCACUUGAGCUCAUGGACUCUAUUAAGCUGAAGAUCUCUGAGAUUUCUAAAAGGCUGGAAAAUUUCAUCAAAGAGCCCAAAGACAUUAAGGGAUAUACACUAGCUAACCCUGCCAUUUUGAGAGAUGUGAAGGACUUAGAUGAAAGUAUCCAGACAGAGAUGGAUCAUCUGUCUCGAUUCGACUCUGAGCCCAGUCAUCUAGACUUGCGUGACCGAUCACCUCUGACCCAGGUGGUUCUGAACCACAGAUCCAGCCUGGACCGGCUCAGGCAACAGGUGCGCAAGAGUGACGCCGCUGCCCGUGCCCUCGACCGCUUCCUCAUGUCCCUGCGCACUGUGGAGCUCGAUGUCUCUUCUGUGCAAAGCGCCCCCAGCAAUGAUGCUGUUGUACUGCAGGACAGCAGGUCCAAGCUGACACUAAUCAGAAAGGGAGUCAGCAGCCUCAAGGAUAAGGCUCCACAGCUGGACCAGCUCUUGGGCGGAGCACAGCUCAAAGUGACCCAGGACGGGAGCCCUGUUUCCUGUCUGGACAUGGUGGGGGUACUGGUUCACAGGGUGGAAGAGGCAGACGAUCAACUGAUGAUUCAACAGAAUGAGCUCCAGAAGGAACAGCAGAACCAGAGCCUCGGCCUAAGGAGGAAGACUAUCCAGGCUGAGUUAAGGAAGGUGCUGGCGGCAGCAGAAAAACAGGGUCUAAAGGAACCCACUAUGCCAGCUGUGCAACAUCGGAUGCGAGCACUGUCCGAUCUGGAAUCGCAACUGAACUCUCUUCGCUCUGAAUACCAAAGCAUCAAGAAGGCUCUGUCUGAAGUCUCUCCACAGAAAGAGCACCCUCAUCCAGCAAAUGAAGAGCUUGACUUCCUUUGGGAAGAGACUGAAAGAGCUGUAUCUGACAGACAAGAGCAGUGCACUGUUCUUAUGGAACUCCUGAAGAAAUUUCAGAACUGUCGCAGUUACCUGGGCAACACUCUCCAGAGGGCGGAGCAAACAAUCAAUGAGCAAGCUUCAUACAUGGGCAAAGACAACCUACAGCGACUCCUUGCAAAAGUCGUUGGCAUAAAGGAGGAUCUUAAUAGCCUCGGACCCAAGAUGGAGGAGUUCAGAUCUGUGUGCAGACAGUUGCAGUCCCAGCUAAAGAAAAUUCCUGAUUGCUCGGAAACUCCAUUUGAGACAGAGGCAGAUGCUUUGGUGGACUCAUGGCUGGAUGUGUCAGAGAAGACAGACAGUUACAUGGAUAACCUGCGUGUGGGUCUGGAGUUGUGGGAGAAACAGCUGGUUCUGGGUGGAGAAGUGGACAGCUGGACUUCUACUAAACUCAUUAUCUUCUCAGAGUCUCACCCUUUCAGCAGUGAAACGGAGGUUGACAGCAUGAAGAAUGAGAUUCAGUGCCAGGAGGACAACCUUGAACACUUCCACAAGAAGUUACUGGAGAUCCAGGAACUGAUGCAGAGCAAAGAAUCUCCUCUUGAGUUACAGGUAAUAGAAACCAACCUGAGGAAGAAAAUGGAGCAGGUGAAGGAACUCUUCUCUGACUGCACUGAAGUGUUCCAGGAGCUCCUCACAGUUAAAGCUCAUAUGAUAGAAAAGAUUGACACCUACCAAUCAUCUGUGAAGAAUAUACGCUCCUCAGUAGACAUGAUCAGUUCAGAGGAUCGCGCAGAACUGGAUGCGCAUUUACAGGACUUGUGUGAGCAGCUUUUGGACCAGGAGGAACAGGCUGAAACUUUGCUGAAGGAAAUCAAUCUCAUGUCCAGCAUUACUGGACCGCAGGCCUUGGAGGAGCUGACCAAUCAUAGUAAGCGUCUCAAAGACUGCAUUGCGGAAACACGAGAGCUGAUUCGCCAGAAGAAGGAUCAAGGGGAGAAAAGCUUCCUUCAGACUAUUAAAGAAGAGUUUCAGUCAUUUGAGGAAUGGUUGCAAGAUGAGCAGCUCUCUGUGAAUGAGUGCUUUGAGAACCCUGAGAGGAAGCAGGAUAUAGAAAUGUCCAUGCAGAGACUGACAAGUUUCCUGGCCUCUAAGGAAGGAGAACAGCGUCUGGCUCAGUUGAAAGAGAGGUUUGAGCAAGGGGGACAGGCAAAGCUCCCUGCUGAGGCUCAAGCUUUGCUCUCCACAUGGCAUCAGGAACAGGAAGGAGAACUGGCCACACUCAGGGCUCACUGCCAGGGACGCCAUAAACAGCUAGAUGAUAUCCUCCACAACCUUAACAGUUUGCAUGAGGAACAUAACCAUUUGAAGGACUGGCUGCAGCAGAGAGAGCAAGUGCCAGAACAGAGAGAAAAACUGAGGCAAAUCCAAGAGGAUUUUCUUAAAGAAAGCGGUCGUGUGGAGGCAUUCAAUUACCUGUUAUCUGCUGUAAGGAUGCGUGGCCUGAGGGGAGACCGUCUCCUUGGAGACUGCGAGACCCUGAUAGACCGAUACCACAGCCUGGGGAUUCUUUUGGAGAAUCAGGCACAAGUCCAUAAGACCCUUGAUGAUCAAAUUGAAACAUUCCAAACCAAUGCAGAACAGAGCAGAGCCUGGAUCAGAAAUUUAAAGCAAAGACUUGAGUACUUGGGGACAGACACGCCAAUGCAGGACAAACAUGUAAAUGCUCAGGCUGUUCUUAAUCUAAGUCCUGAGGGUGAUGCUAAACUCGUGGCUCUGAAAGAAGAGGGUGAUGCUUUAUGUGCUCAUGAGAUUUUGGAGGACACCAGAAGACAGGAGCUCAUUUACACCCUUGAAAACAUUGAAGAUGAGUGGAAAAGAGUUCUGGAUAUGGCUCAGCAGCUAAAACAUCAAGCAGAACUCCAAGACACUCUCUGUAGAGAACUAGAGGAUCUACAGGCCCAGGAAGAGAGCAUCCAGUCCUGGGUGAGAGAACAACUGCAAAUGCUUCGCUCUUUGGGGAAGGACCUUCAGCCACAUGAAAAACUUAAUAAAGUGCAGGCUGUCAUAGACCUUGGUGAUGAAGCCGAUUCCAGAUUGACCAGUUUACAGAGACAAGGACAACAUUUAUGUUCUUAUAAAGAGCUUGAGAAUGAGAGGAGGAGCCACAUUGACCAAACCCAGAGAGCAGUAGAGGAGGAGUGGAGGAAAGUGCUACAACUUGCCCAGGAGCUCAAGAACCAGGUCAAGCAUGAGGAAUCUCUCUACAGAGAGUUACAAACUUUCUGUGAUCAGGGAGAGGAUGCUCGAUCCUGGAUUAGACAUCUCAGAGAGACCCUGGAUUCCCUUCUUGUGACAUCUUCCAAUCAAGAGAGGCUUAAUGGAGCUGAGGCAGUAUUAGCUCAUAGAUCUGAGUGGGACUAUAAACUUUCUAACCUAAAGACGAAGGGAGAGAAUCUAUGUUCCUGUGAAGAUCUAGAUGAGGACAAACGUCAGACAAUCCAACACACAUUACAAAAUGUACAGCAAGAGUGGAUGGGAGUUUUGAUGCAGACUCAGGAACUGAAGAACCAAUCAGAACUUGAGCAGUCUCUUUCUAAGGAUCUUCAAGAACAGGAGGAGAGCACACACUCUUGGCUUACAGAGCAGCAUCUGAAGAUCGAAUUGCUCGGUGAAGAGACUCAGUUACAAGAGAGAAUGAAUGGAGCUCAGGCCAUCCUGAACUCAGAAUCAGAGGGGGAUUACAAGCUAGCCAACCUGAGGAGGAAAGCAGAGGGUUUGUGCUCUCGAGAAGGCCUGGAGGAGAAAAGAAAACAGGAAAUCCAGCUGAACCUGAGAUCAAUUGAAGAAGAAUGGAAGAAGGUCCUGGCAAGUGCUCAAGAAUUAAAGAACCAGGCUGAGCUCCAGGAUUCUCUUGCAAGGGAGCUUCAGAAUGUCUGUACCCAGGAGGAGAGCACCUGGACCUGGGUGAAGAACCAGAAAGAUUGCCUGGACUCACUGGGAAAAAGUACUCAUGGUACACAGGAGCAGAUUGAAGAGAGACUAAGCAAAGCACAAACAAUUCUAAGUCUGCACUCUGAGGGCAACUCUAAGAUUGCAGCCCUGAAACAGACUGUAGACCAUCUUUUUAACCGUGAAGAUCUUAAUGUAGAUGCAAGACAUUCUUUUGUUAAGAAAAUUAAAAAUGUAGAGGAGGAGUGGAAGACAACACUGCAGCAAGCACAGGAGCUGCAUAGUCUGCUGAAAAGUGAAGUGGAACGUCUGGUGUCCUGUCGGUGUCAGAAGGAACAGCUUCAGUCUCGUCUGGAUCAGGUGAAACAGCAAAGAGCUGCACUGCCAUGGCACUUCCCCUGGCCUGGUUUAGGGGAUCGAAGGCACACAUUGGAGCAAGCCAAGAGUCUGCUAGACCGUACCAGAGCCCUGACCCCAUCUCUGUCUGCUGUCCGAGCGCUCGGGAGGGAGAUGAGCCAGCUGACCCAUGAUUCCAACUGGAUUGAUCCAUCCUGGGCCACCACAGAGGAGUGCAUACCUGAGUUAAUCAAAGAUCUUACGGAGUUUUGUGUAAAUCUCGAAGAGGAAAUCCGGAGAGAGCGAGUUUGUGCUCAGUUAGUUGAGCAGCACACUGUAGCACAGGAUUGGCUGAGAGAGCAAGUCAAAGGUUUCGGUGCUCUGCCCACUGAACGUCAUGGGUUACAAAGCUCUAUUAACACUCUUAAGGCUCUUCUUCAGACCAUAGACAGGGAGAAGAGAGAAAUGAAAGAACUGGAUACUGUUAAAGAUUCCCUGAUGGAUCUUUGCACUCCAGGAGGUUGUGAUGCCCUGACCUUAGAGGUCAGCCAUCUUCAUGACCUCUGUGUGUCCUCGGAGAAAGAGAUGAGGGAAUGGUUAGCUGUGUGUGAGGCCAGAUUGAGUGACAUUGACCUCAGGCUUGCUGGCAGGGAACAGAUUCUCAGGGAGCAAGCAGAGAGUCUCCUAGAUGAGCUGCGUGCUCAGGACCACUCUUUAGGAUUUCUGGUGGAUAGCCAGAAUAUCAGCCAGCUACAGGAAAACUGGCAUAGCUUCAAGACAUGUGAGAGAGAGCUUGAGUCUUUAGAGGGCAAAGUUUGUGACCUUGGCCAGGCCCUCCAAAUGGUCCCACCAGAUGAGGGACCCCCCAGUGAUGUCAUUUAUAUAGUGGACACAGUUACACAACAAUAUUGCAGUCUGCGGUCAAAACUGUUGGAAAAGCAGAAUGAGUGCGCAGACAGCACUGUGCAGUGUGUGAGACAGGCCUUACAAAACAUACAGUCAUGGAACCAGACACAUGCAAAUCCUCCCUGCAGCUCAGCCACAUCCAUGCAGGCUGCAACUGAAGAAGGUGUGAGACUGUGUAAAAGCCUGCAGGUAGUGCUGUCCCAUAAAGAACUGCUGAGGGAAUGUCUGGGCCCUGACUUGGCUGGCAAACUUGAAAGAGAUGGAACAAAAGCACUAAACGAAGCAGACAUUCACAUGAAUGACCUUAAACAGGAGCUUAAGAAUGUGGAGGAGAACGUGAAGCAGGAAGCUCAGAUGUUGUCACUGGAAGCUCAAAGCAUUCAGCUGGAUUCACAAGUUUCUGCUGCGACACCAUCAACAAAGGAGUCUGAACAGUCGGAAUUUGUUUCUUCUUCAUCGUUUAUCACGGAGAGCUUUGAAAUGACAGAUGACAGUCAGCAGGCUAAGGUACAACCAUCUGAAAACCUUGACAGCGAGAUCCCUCUAUGUGUAAUCUCAGAAACUACAACUGAAACAGAAAUUCACACUGCCAGAAAAUCACGACAAACAUUAGAGACUGAAACUGAACAGAUUGAUUUCCAAACAACUGUACUAUUAACCACAGAGAUGCUACCUGAACCAGCAACAGGAGUAUAUGAAUCUGCUCCUCCUACAAGCAGCCAUGGUGCAAAUGAAACUGAAAGUGAGAAUUUUGUUUCUGUUUCUUUGGAAACAAAGUCUGAUAAUGAUGAGAUUGCAGAUGAAAAGAUGCCCAUUUCUUCAUCUGCAGCUGUCCACAGCUUGGAAACCACAGUACAAGACACAGACUUGGAAUUACUCAGCACUGAGAGUCUUAGCACAGAAGGACAAGUAAGCCAGUUGUCUGAUGUAGUUGUGAGUUCAGAAUCUUUUGCUGAUAGAGCGGAGGGUGAGAAAAUUGAAGCAGUGACUGCAGAGCCAGAUAAAGAGGAAGAUGUCUCAUAUAUUUCACUUUCUCAAGAGGAACCUUGUGGAGAAGGUGAAGCACAGACCAAAAAGGUUACUGCGCUCAUUUUAGAUUUGGAUACAGUGCACAUAGAUAGUGUAGGCACAUACUCCCACACACCCACAGAUGGUGCUACAGUGAAAGCAGCCUCUGCUAGUGCUCUUUUAAAUGAAACGACACUGGGCAAACAAGAUCAUGAAACACUGGCCCCUCCAGAAGCUGAAAUUUCUGAAGUAGCCAUAGAACUAAUUAGCAUCCCAUCUUCUCUUAAUGAGCCAAGUAUGGUGAAUGUUUCAGAAAUUAGUUUAGCAGUAGAACCAGAACAGUCACAGCUCAUCGAUAUAGACACUAAUGGACAAAUGCAAACAACAGCAGCUCCACCUUCUGAAACGCAAGGUAGUGAAGACGCUGCUUCCAGAGGUAUUGGAACAUUUUCUUGGAACAAUGGACCAAAUGCUGCAAUUGCUGACAGAGAGAGCAGCUGGACCACAAAUAAUGGCCCUCGUGAAAUCCAACGCCGAUAUAUUAUUCUAGACUUCCAUGAGGGGGAGGAAAUGCAGAGACAUCAUGCUCAUGAAGCUUCUCUUUUCAGGGAACCCACUGAGACACAGAUUCAGGGAUCAGAACAUUCAGUAUCAGAAAGAAUGGAGACCGAAUGUGAUGCUAAACCAGAAUCAGAGGUCAUAGCCAGUACAAACAGACCUUUAGAAGCAUCCGAGCAGUCUGAACUGGUUGAAGCAAGCCUAAAACUACCAACAAGGCAAGUUGGAGAAGUCAUGCAUUUCAUUGUAGAAGAAGAGACAAAGAAGACCCCAUCAGGUGAUAAAAUGCAAUUCAUAGAAGUUGAUCCUAAACGUAAACCUCCAAUCAAGCAACAAAAUGAGGUAGAAACUGAGGUCCAACAAACAAACAAAGUGCAUGUCUCAACAACAGUAGAGGAGAAACCUGAAGGUGAAGAAGCCAUUGACAUCAUUUUGGGAGAAGGGACAAAGACCCAAUCAGAUGGUAAAGCACAAUCCAAAGAAAUUGAACCUGAACUGACACCUCCAAUCAAGCUCCUGGUUGACUGGGACACUGAGGUACAACCUGAAAGAAUUAAUGUCUCAUUAACACCAGAGGAGAAACCUGAAGUUGUAGAAGCCGCUGAUGUGAUUGUAGAAGAAGAGAUGAACAAGACCCCAUCAGGUGAAAAAGCACAAUUCAUGGAAUAUGAACCUAAAAUGACACCUCCUCUCAGGAGAAAUGACAAUAAAACUGAUGUUCAGUCAAACAAGGUAAAUGUCUCAUCACAAAAGGAGAAAGCUGAAGGUGAAGAGGCUGUGGAAGUCAAUGUAGAAGAGGAGACAAAGACAACAUCAUCAGAUAAUAAAGUACAAUCCAUAGAAGUUGAACCUGAACUGACACCUUCAAUCAAACAACAGAAUGACCAGAAAACUGAGGUCCAGUCAGACAAGGUGGAUGUAUCGCCAGAGGAGAAAAUUGAAUGUGAAGAAGCCUUGCAUGUCAUUGAGGAACAGAAUGACUGGGACACCGAGGUACAGUCUGAAAGAAUUAAUGUUUCACUGACACCAGAGGAAAAACAUGAAGUUGUAGACACCGCAGAUGUCAUUGUAAAAGAAGAGACAAACAAGACCCCAUCAGAUGAAAAAGCACAUUCCAUAGAAGCUGAACCUAAACCGACACCACCAGUCAGACGAAGAAACGAAAAUAAGUUUGAUGUCCAAUCAAACAAGGUGAAUAUCUCAACAACAUCAGAGAAGAAACCUGAAUGUACAGAGGUUAUCACUGUCAUUGUGGAAGAUGAGAUAAAGAUGACUCCAUCAGAUGAUAAAGCACAAUCCCUAGAAGCGGAAACUAUACUGACACCACCAGUCAGGCAACAAAAUGAGGGUGAAACCGAUGUCCAAUCAAACCAGGUAAAACUGUCAACAACAUCAGAGAAGAAACCUGGGGAUACCAUGCAUGUCUCUGAGGAGGCAUUGGUUGAUAAAAUGCAGUCCAUAGAAGCUGAGCCUAAACCAACGCCACCAGUCAGAAGACGAAAUGAGGGUGAAACUGAGGUUCAGUUAGAUAAGGUGGAUGUCAUACCAGCACCUCCCAACAGACGACGUAAAGGUGAAAGGUUAUCGUUAGAUACUGAAUCACAGAUAGAGGGAGAAGUUCUUCCCACCCCACCAAGCAGAAGACAUAGAGAGAAAAUAGGAAUUGAGAGGUAUUCACCUGAUUUAGAGUCCCAACCCACACCACCAGCAAGACGACAUAAAGAUAAAGAAGAUAGAAGAUUAUCACUCGAUCUGGAGACCCAACCCACGCCACCAGCAAGACGAGGUAAAGAAAAAGAAGGUAGUAAACUAUCACUCAAUCUGGAGACCGAACCCACACCACCAGUGAGACGACAUAAAGAAAAAGAAGGUAGUAAAUUAUCACUCAAUCUAGAGACCGAACCCACACCACCAGUGAGACGACGUAAAGAAAAAGAAGAAAAUAGAUUAUCGUUCAAUCUAGAGACUGAACCCACACCACCAGCAAGACGACGUAAAGAAAAAGAAGGUAGUAAAUUAUCGUUCAAUCUGGAGACUGAAACUACACCACCAGCAAGACGGUGUAAAGAAAAAGAAGAAAGUACAUUAUCACUUGAUCUAGAGACCCAACCCACACCACCAGCAAGACGACGUAAAGAAAAAGAAGAUAGUCAAUUAUUGCUUGAUCUGGAGACCCAACCAACACCACCAGCAAGACAACGUAAAGAAAAAGGUGAAGAUAAAGGAUUAUCAAUUGAUCCGGAUCCUCAACCAACUCCACCAUCAAGAAGACACAAGGAUAAGCCAGAGAGUGACAUGUUAUUUUACAGUGCUGAAUUAGGAAAAAGUGAUAAUCAGCAAACCAGUGAACAUAAAGACAGGGAAGAGCACACUGUUAAACCAACUCCACCUGUCAGACGCAAAAUUAGUCAGGUUGAAAGUGAUGUGGCAGUUUGCAAAAACCAAGAAGAGAAAGAGACCUUUGUGAAACCCACACCACCAACAAGAAGGAAAGAUAGCAAAGUUGAGAGCGAAAUUGUCGCAGGUACUUCUAACCUGAAAGAAGAUACGAGCAUACAUAAACCAACUCCACCUCUGAGGCGAAAAGACAGCCAAGCAGAAACUGAGAUGGCUCGAACCACACCUAAAAGUCAACCUAAGGAAGUCCUUCCAACUCCACUUACCAGGCGAAAGAAAGAUCAAAUAGAAGCUGACAGAGUUCCAUUAAUGCCAGAAGAGCCACAGGUCAUAUCAACUCCAACAACCAGCGACAAAGGAAGUUCAUGGAAUGAAAAGGUUUCUAUGUGUGCAAGACUGGAAUUGGAAGCAGAUGUUGAAGCAAUAACUAAACAGGAAGAUAAAGAUGAGUCUGAUACAAAGUCAUUGGUUGGUCAGGAGCAGCAAGAGGAGGGGCAGGACUCUACUUUGGUCCCAGAACCCAUAAGUGCAAUCAGUCAGACAGAGAGCGUCAGUGAGAUGCAGCCACAAGAUCAAGAUGUGGAUGUUUCUCCCCAAGUUGGUCUUGUGGCUGAAAUCACUGAGAGUCAAGCAGAGGAAGAUAGGGAGCCAGAGGGACCCACAAUGAAGGAUAUAUUUAUGGAGAUCAAAAAAAUGACUGAAAAGGGACCAAAAAGUGUACUCAUGGAGGGUAUACCUCAUGAAAGUACAAAGAAACUUCUUGACACUUCCAGCACUGAUCUUGAAGCUCGGUUAAAAAGGCUAGUGUUCCAUUUACUGGACCUUCGAACUUGCCCAGCUGCUCUGAACUCCAAAGACAUGGCCAAACAACUAGAAGAGGCUGAGGAAUGUAGAAGGUGUGCCCAGAGACAGGUAUCUAUGCUGUCUAGGCAAGACCAGGCUAAUGGAGACAUUGGCAGUGGCACUAAUGGCACAGUUCAUGACCCUGAGGGUAUGCAACAGCUGAGUGCCCAGUGGAGUGCAGCUUUGUGGGAUGCAGCAAGCUCUGUUCACUCCAAAGAAGCUCAACUACAGAUGGUUGCAGAUUUCAACAGACAGGCCCAGAAAGUCAAAGCUAUUCUGGAGAGACUCAAAAUUGAGCAUGCGGCACUGAGAUUCUCUCCAGCUGUGAGCGGUUUUGCUGAGGAGGAAAGGCUGCGCUCUUUCUUGAGAAAUAUGGAGCAGGAAAGGACAGCUCUCGGUGAGUUAAUUCAGACUCAUGCAAAACUGUCCCCCCACCUCAGUGUGCCUGAGAGACAAGCAGCGGAAAUACAGCAAAACAAUUUGCGAAGCCAGUGGAGUGUGCUUGAGAAGGAUGCAGAGAUUGCUCUUUACAUGGUUAAUGCUCAUGCUAAAGAAAUCAGCAGCCUUAUUCAAGAGGUCAGUGCCUUAAAAGACCAUCUCGAGAACAUUCAGAAGACCUUGGAUGCAUCGAAAUCCUCAUCAGUUUUAUGGGAUGGCAAGAGAGCUCAAGAAAUUAUGAAUUUAAAUGCUGAUCUCAUUUCCACCCAUCAGCAGUACCUCUACCUUCAGCAGACCUCUGAGGCACUUUCCCAGGAAUUCCAAUUCAAUGCAGAGAUAUUCAGCAUAGAGCAGGAUCUUCAGUAUAUAAAAGAUCAGCUGAAUCAAAUGGGUGAACAGUUAGCAGCUUCAACCCCUAGCAGCAGCAACUCAACGUUAAGUAAAAUUGUUAAGGUGAUGACAGAUGCUCUGGCUUGGGCCAAGCAGACAGAAUGUGAUGUCAAAGGACGACAGAAAAAUGUGUCUUUGCUUCCAGAAGAAGUCCAUCGACAGAUUAAAGAUUUAAAGAAAUUGCAGUCUGAGAUGAACUCGAAGCAAAUCCAGUUGAAGUCUUUGGUUGAGGAAGUCACUGAGCUGAUUUGUGAUCUAGAUGAAGCUGAUGUUUCGAUGGUGACCUCAUCCUUGAAGGUCCUAGAGAAUUUGUCCAAAUCAACAGCAGGAAAACUGGCUGAGGCAGUUCGCGAGAUGGAGUCAGGACUUCAGACCCGGGAGAAGAUGUCAGAGCAGAUAGCAGAUGUUGAUUCCUGGGUGGUUGGUCAUCUGCAGAGGGAAGCUUUGAGGAGAGAAGAUUAUCAAAGUUUGAGUGUGGCAGACCUGGAUCGCAGGUUGAGGCAGAUCCAGGACACUCUUGGAGAGGCAGAAAAGCAGUCCGCUGUCACUGAAGCCCUUCUGAUGAAAAGCAGAGACAUUGCAUCCGAGCUAAGUGUCACAGAGAGUACUAAGCUCUAUGAGAAACUCACCAACCUUCAAGAGGACAUCAGAAGUAUUAUUAUCUAUGAGAAGGCAUGUUGCCAGAAAGUUAUGGAUGUUAUACAGAGCCAAGAAUCCUCUCAGAGGAAGGUGUCAUCUCUCGAGAACAGCCUGAGACAAAUGUUAGUUGAUGUAAAAAGACACAGGUUUCCUGUUACCAAGGAUACCCUCUCUGUCAUUGAACCCUUCAAACAGAUGCUUGUGGAGCGCAAAUCUCAGGUUGAGCAAGUCAGUCCUUGUUCAGAGGACAAGAGAAGAGAGAUGUUAUGUGUUAUUACUGAAUUGUACCACAAAAUGAUUGAUUUGGAUCUCAAAUCACAAGCUCAUGAAAGGUACUUGAGCCUCAGUCGGUGCACUGAAGAUGUCAAGCAAGAAAUGGAGGCUCAGAUCCCAAGGACCAAAGAUGAGAGCAUCAACAAAGAGGAACGCUACAGAGCCUGUCAGGCCCUUCUGAUCCAGAUCUCUUUAGUAAAGCUCUUGUGUGAGGAAACAAUGGAUGAACUGCAGGAAAUCAUAGAAGAUCUUUAUCCAUCUCAGCUCUCUGCUGAACAAACAAGACUCAAACAAAUACUGGAAAGUCUCAAAACCUCAGAAAUGGCAGUGAACAAUAAUCUUCAGAUAUUGGAAUGGGAUCUGCUAAAACAUAUUUAUUAUCCAUCAGAAAAAAGAGCACUUCAGCAAUUCCUCAAAGACACCAAUGAGGAGCUGGAAAAGCCUUGUAGUAUUGAACCAAAAGAGGCAGUGAUUGAAAAACAACUAAGAAAGUGCCUUGUACUCAGAAAGAAUGUAGAAUCUAGAAUGCGAGUGCUUCAGUUUCUUGAAAAAAAGAUUGGCGCUCAACCUCCACAGGACUCCAAACAGCUUACUUGCUUGAAGGAUAUGGUUUUGGAAAAGUGUGAUCAACGAAUGGUGAGCCUAACUAAAGCUAAAGAACUGCUGAGGAACUACACCAAAGCAGUGACCGAUACCAUUCGGUUCCUCCAAAGAGCCACAUUGGCCUUCCUUCCCUCAAUCUGCUCUGCUAGAAGCUGUUCAGAAAGACUAAUAGAUGCACAACAUGCUUUACUGACUCUAGACACAGAGUUCCAGUCACAUGUUUCACAGCUUCAAGCUCAAACAUUACAAGAUCCCUGCUUCAAGCCACAGAAGAUUGAAUUUCUACACACAGAAGUUCUAGGCGAGCUCCUGGUCAGGCUAUCGACCCUUAAGGCCCAGGCUCAAAUUAAUGUAGAAUCUUUGAAUAGGUGUGUUGAGUGGCAGAAACAUUCUCGUAAGUGCUACAAGGAGCUUUGCCAGCAAGUGAGAGACUUAGAAACAUUGCUAUCACAGUGUGCUUCCAAAAAAAUUACUUCACACAAAGACUGCAAAGACCAGCAACAGAAACUCAAGGCUCUAGUGGAAGAGGUUGCCAUGCUUCCUGGAAAACUGGAGAAUCUGAGAGAGUGGUGUUCACUGUAUGGGUGCAGAGCCAACAGGGAGGAUGCCAUGAGCGCUAUCUGGGGUCAGGUGGCAAGACUGCAGCGCUGUGGCAGUGAUCUGCAGACACGCUCAGAGCAAAUGGAAGCAGAGUGGAGCAGUGUCACAAGGAGUGUGGAGCAGGCAGCCACUGUAUUGGAGCAGGUGGAUGCGGAACUUUCAGAUAGCAGCAGAGAGAAUCUGACUGGUGACGAGCUACAGGAACUACUGCUCUUCUGGUCCCAGUACCAGGACAGACUGGACUGUGAACACAGAGCUCUCUCUGCUUUGGAAUUAAGAGCUGCAAGGGUGCUUGGUGUUCCCCCCCACCUGGAACAGGCCCCAUCCUUUGAGCUGUGCCAAGAGCUUCAAGCCUUGCAAGAGCGUUACCAUAGUCUAAAGGAACGGAGCUCUCAGGGUUUGAGGGCAGUAAGAACAGAGGUGGAGGAGAGGGAACGAGUGCAGGAGCAGCUGGAGGGAGUCAGAGAAUGGCUGGAAUCUGCAGUCUCUCUCCUCGCUGUACUGGAGCACGAGCCCAGCAAGAAGCAACUACAGGAGGUUCACUCACAGCUGUGUACCCAGAAGGCCGUUCUGCAGCGUAUUUCGGAAAGCUUGAAGAUGAUGUACUCUGAAAAAAAUACAUCAAUUCCAGAGGAGAUAGAGGGACUAUUACAGGAAGUCUCACAGUCAUUACAGAAAGUGGAGGAACAGGUGAAGACCGCUGUGGAGGAAAGUGGCCCACUUCACAGGCUGGGUGCUAAAAUCUCGGAGAUUAAAGCAGGUCUGGGAUCAGUUCAGAGCUGGUUAGAGCAGAAGAGCCUGAACUUCACUGAAGCUGAGAGCACACAGAAGCGAGUGUGGGAUGAGUUGGAUGGUUUACAUACUCGUCUGACAGCGGUCGAGGUGGAGUUACAGGAUGUGAGUGAAAUGCAUCCAGAUGAGACCUGUCUGUUAUUUGACAACCUGGCCAACACUCAGCAGACCCACACAUGCCUCACCAAACAGGCCGAACAGAGGACCACCUUCCUCAGCAAGGUCCGUGACUGGAUGCAGGAGCAGGAGGAGAUGGUGAAGGGGUCACAGAGCUGGAUCUCAGAGGCUCAGUCUUGGCUUACAACACCCUGCACAUACACCACUGCCAGAUGCCUAGACAGUCAUGUGAAUGCACUGCAGAUGGUUCUGGAUGAUUCUGCUCAGAUGAGACGGACUCUGCAGGGUUUCGGCAGUGUGCUGACAGAGAUGGGAAGUGUGUUUGAUGUCAGUCCAUUAGAGGAGCAGCUCUCAAAUGCUGAUCGACGUGUGGCAGACAUGCAGCACAACCUGCUGGGGCCUCUCUCUCAGCUGGAGCAUGCAGCAGCAGAAGUGGAUGCCAUUGAGUCAGAGGUGAAAGUCAUGGAGAAAGAUGUGGCCAAAAUCAAAUCUACUCUGACCACCAAAGAAGACAUCAGUCAGGACAGUCUUAAGGCAACAGAAGAAAGGACUGACCUGAUGAAAAGGACAGUCACUGAGAUUCAGAACUGCAAAGAUGGUCUGUGUCUUCCUGACAAAGCUGAAAACACACUCCUAGUGUUCAAAAAAGUAGAACUACUACAGAAACAACUGCUGGAACUUGAACAGCUGGCACUAGAAUACUCGAUUGAGGUACAGGAGACAUCUGUCCCACCUUUCUGUGUCACACCCCUCAAUGCGCCGCCCCUCACUGCCCCAACCCUCAGUGUUCCACCCACAAUCACUGAGGAAGACACACAGGAGAGUGGUCAGAUUCAGAUUGUGCACGUAGAGGAGGACAUCCUGAAAAAGUCAGGAGCAACGCUGAUGACGGUGGAGCAAUCCACACUGGAGCAGAGACUCACCUGGAUCUCUGAUAGAAGCAGCCACACCCUCAAAGAAACACAGCAGGAGUCUGAGGAAGAGCAGGAGCUCUGUGAAGAUCCAGGAGAUGGAGAGGAAGAUGCUUCUGAUGAAGACUAUGAAGAUUGCAUAAAAAAUGAGGAUGGGGAGGCAAGAGGAAGAUCACCAACCUCUCUGAAUUCUGAGGCUUCCUUCAGCAUGACUGUGGAGGACACAGUUUCUGCAGACGUGGUUUCUUCUACAGAACAGAUUUUGGAGCAAGCAGAAGCAGCAGACUCAAAGGUAGAAGUAGAUACCUCUGUGGCCUCAGGAACAGGUGUGUCAGAAGCUUUAUCUGAAGCAGAUGCCACAGUGGAAAGCCAGUCUCUCCCUGCAGACAUGGAGCAGGGUGCAUGGAGGGGGGAACAGACGCCACACACCAAUUACAAACUCACACUGACACACAUGACACAGAAACAUUCAGAGUCACAAGCCCCACCCACUGAAACAAAAGGCAUGUUCACCUUACCUAAUGUCAUGACCUCUGAUGAAGGGCUGGGUGAUUCCUUAGAAAAACUUAAGGUAGUUUCAGAAAUACAUUCCACACUCAGUCAACAGACUCACUUAGAGAAAACCACCUUUGUGCCUCAGAGCCUGAGCUCCACAAAACCCACAAAUACACCAUCAGCCAAAUCACCAGAGCAACAUUUACACACUCUGACACACACUCCAUCAAAUGCAGAAGACCAUAGGUUAGACAGCAGAAGCACACACGACACACACACACAAAUUACAGUCAAGCCCUGCCUGGAGAGGACAGAGCCACUGGCUGCAAGUGCAUCUUUGGCCGCAGGUGAAGCCGGGGGCUCGGGUGGAUGGUUGUCCGGUGACGGGCUGCUCCAUGCCUGCCGUGAGAGGGCCAAGCAGCUGGAGGUGUGUCUGGAGAGAGCACAGGUCAGUCUGGAGGGGUCGAGACAGCAAGCACAGGACGCAGCCAUGCAGCACUGCAUUGAACAACAACUUCACAACUGCCAGACAAUUCUUGUGGAGAUUGAACAGAGAAUCUCCAGUCUUCCUGUGUGUGGAUUGAAAGAACAGGAGCAACAUGAGGCUGAAUCGCUCAACACCAAACUCCAGCUGCUGAAGAACAGACUGGUGACAGUCCAAUUACAGCUGCAAGAGAGACACGGCGAAGAUCAGGUGCAUGUUGAGAGUCAGCGCCCCCUGCAGGCCAGGUUGACACGCAGCAGCAGUGUGCAGGAGUUGUUGAGUUCUUCCAAAACCAAACUGUUCAGACAAAGCAGCCUUCAACAACAAAGGGAACUGGAGCAUGGAUUGAAUGAACAGAAGGAUCUAACUAAAGCUAUUGCAAUGCAAGGCAGCAGAGCCCAAACACAGAGCCAGAGCACAGAUGAACAUGCAGGCCCCUCACCAGCAAAUGAAGACAAAAGACAGGAAGUAGAGUUAGCAGCAGUCCACAGGAAGUGGACACACCUCUGCAGCAGAUUGACCAAGACAGCAGAGACAGAGCCAGGUGGAGAUAAAGAUCAGGAUCCAUCUGAGAUCCUCGCUCCAUCUGUGUGUUUGUGGAGUGGAGCUACUGUUUCUUUCUGUCUCCAGGAGAUUCAAUCCAACAUCUCACAACUCAAAGAACUGCAAAACUCAGCAGUUACAAAGGAUCAUCAAUCUCUGGAUGAAGGUCUAUUUGAGGUGUUGAGUGGAAUGGAUCUCACUCUCAACUCUCUCACACACACUCUUAUGUUUCAGCCAGCAACCUUAAACACUGACAUAUUAAACCAAUUAGAGCAGCUACAGGGUUUAUCUGCAGAGCUGAUCUCCUUGGGUGCCAUAUUGACCUCCCAGGGGUCAGAGGUCAUAAAGUUGUUAGGUUUGGGUUCAGCGAUAUCAGAGACCUCCACUUGUUUUGACCUGCUGAGGCAGUGGGUAUGUGACGUUCAAAAGACUCUCGCUGAUAAACAGGAGCAGCUACAGGAACGAUUAAAACACACGACUCAGCUGCAGAAGAGAGUGAAAGACCUGCAUGACUCAGUACUAACUAAUACGUCAAUCCUUUACCCUACAACUAAUGGAGAAACCCACUAUGACCUUCACACACAGCUGCAGGCCAUCACUGGAUGGAAACGGGAAGUGGAGCAGAGUGAGAGAAAGUUGGCAGAACUUAAAGAAGAUACAGAGAGUCGAGAUCAGCCCUCGUCCCUCACACAGCAGAUCAGCACACUGGAGGCGGUAUUGGAGAGUGUUUGGAGUGAUCUAGAGCAGCGCUGUGGAGUUGUGCAGUGGAGUCUAGAUGAGCAGAAGAUGAGUGAAAAAAUCCUGAAGGGUCUGCAGAUGCUUCUGACGAUUGGAGGAGAGAAACUCACCUGCACCUCUCAGCUGGAGCUCAGGAAUCCAGCACAAAUACAGACACACCUCAACACACACACGGCGUUUUUCCUGUCUCUGGGUGCCCACCUGAGGAGACUGCAGCAACUGAGUGUGCGGAUGCCAGACAGCGCCUCCUCUGGCUGGGAGACUGAAGUGUCUGAGGUUGAACGUCAAGUGUCCAGUGUCCUGCAGCAGGCUCAGGCUCUCGGCACAGUGCUGCACUCAGGGCUGCAGGUUUGCACUCACUGGGAUGAAAAUCAGUCCUGGUUAGAUACGCUUCUGCAAAGGUUAGAGACUCAACUUCCCAUAACACCUCUGCAGGACCAAACUGAGGAGCAGCUCAGCGAGAAUAUUUCUGUCUAUCAGAGUGUGCUGGCGGUUCUGGAGAAGAACAGAGCUCGGAUCAGUCUGGUUCUGGAUGAGGGCCGCAGACAGCAGGAGCAGAUUUCUAGUAGUGAUGUGGGUGUGCCUAUAUGCAUAGUGGGUGUGUCUACAGCAAAACUGGAACAGAGAUUGGCUGCACUUCAGAGGAGGGUGGAGCAAGGACUACCCCCCACCCACCAUCUUAAGAAGCUUUGGAAAAGGUACCAAAACGAUUCAGAGGCUCUGAAUGAGUGGAUGCGACAAGCCAGAGAGCGCCUUCAUACAUGGAGAGAUCACAUGACCACAGCUGAACAGGAAGCGGACACCCUCUCCCAUUUUCAGCACUUCACAGAGUUCAUGAAGGAGCUAGAGGUGAAAUCGGCUCUAAAGGCAUCAGUGAUCAGUUCUGGAUCUUUGAUCCUGUUGCUCAAUGAAAGAGAGCAGAACAUUGAGACACAGAAGAUCAGCAGAACCACCAGUGCUCCAAGAACCUCCACUCCCUCUGGAAAUACAACAACCUCUGAAGACCUACAGCCAAGUGAAACUAGCAACCAGACCUCCAUUGUCCUAGAUAACAACCCUGAAGACUCCUCAUCUGUAGAUGUCACCUUACCUUCAGAAACCAAUUUUUCCUCUAUUCAAAACAUCCUCUCAGAAGAAAAUCUUUCUACCACGGAAGAAUCAGAUGGAAAGAUCACAAAUGAAGGUGUUUUCUUUGAGGAACCAACCUCAUCUGUAUUCGAUUUAUCUGUAAAACAAGAGAUGGUUCUGUCCCCAGUUCUUCUUACUCUACAGUCCCAGCUGUCUCAGGUGGAGCAAGACUGGGUGGAAAUACAGAAACAUAUUCCUGUCGUCCAACAGGAAUUGCAUCAGAGUGUGGUGGAGAGGCUAUCUCCUGAAGGACUGCUGGCUGAUGUGUGUGGCUGGAUUACGGGUGCUGAGAGCAGGUUACAGGCGGCUGAACGAGAGGGUCACAACACCUGUACUGCUGCAGAGUUCACACACCUGCUCAGAACAUAUCAGGGGAUGAAGAGAGAGAUGGCAUGUCAGCAGAUGUCUGUUGACUUUAUUAAUCAGUGUGAGCUGAAGCAGGUUGGUUUUGACUCUCAAACUAGCAGGUACAAACACACUGCAUUUGCUGAAAACCUGGGACACGUCAAUCUGCGCUGGAAAACUCUACAGGCUCACCUGAACACACUGAUCCAACAUGCUGAAGAUGAGGUGAAGAUGUGUGCAGAGCGAGAUAACAAACUACAAAUCCUACAGUGCUGGGUCAAAGGUCAAAAACAAUGGAUGCGAUUGGCUGAAAGACCCAUCAGUCGCUCAUUUGCUGAGAGGAGCCUGAAGGAUUGUGAAGAGCUGGGGGAAAAGUUGAAGUCUAAAUUCUCAGAACUUGCUGAGUUGAGGAAGAGGAGACUUACCACUGAUGAAGAAGACAGGGAUAAAGACUUCCUCUCAAAAGCUCACAAUCUUUCACAAUCUUUGACUGACCUCUCUCAACAGAGUACAGUCCUUGGGGAUACCUUGGAAGAGCUGUGUAAGGUGUGGUCUCAGUUUGAAAGUGGGAGGAGUCAGGCAGUUUUAAACACAAUGAGGCUCUGCCAAUCACUAGAGUACUGCCACGCCCCUCUGCCCUCCCUCUCUUCCCUCCAGAACAACAUUGAUAAGAUACAGGUCUUAAAAGCAGAGACAAAGGAAAUUGACAGCCAGUGGGAGGUUCUUACCAAGACAACAAAAAUUCUUAUUGGUGGAAUUAGCCCAGACUCUGCCCAGGUGUUAUCGGAGCACCUAGAAAAAGAAAAAGCAAGGUGGUCAGAGGUGAAGGAAAAGGUCACCCACACCUUGCAGAGGUCACACCGUCUUCUGAAAGUGUGGCAGAGAUACUCUGAUGUGAGACGCUCCUGCUCAGAGCAGCUUCAACAUCUCAAAGAGCAGCUCAACACACACACCAAAACACCCGCUGACAAUAAACAACUCACACACAGCAUCGCAGAGCUGAAGACUGUAUUACAGAAAUGCUCAGAGACUCAACAGACUGAUUUGAAUGAAGUGCUUGAAGUAUCUAAGGAUCUGAUUGAACAGAUGGAUGAUGAGGAAGCUGUUUUCAUCAGAUCAGAAUGCCGUUUGUUAACACAUGGUUACCUGCAGUUAGAACAGACUCUGAAAGGAAGAAUUGAACACAUGCAGGAGGAUCUUGAGCAAUUUCAAGAAUUUGAAAGGUUAUUCCAGUCCCUCGAAACACAAUUACAGCAGUGGGAAAGCAAGCAACGGAUAGACAGCAAACUCACAGAUAUAUCUCAGUCAGGUCUGAUGGAGGUCAGUUCUCUCUCUCCUGAUCUGGAUCUGAUAAACACACUCAGCUACAGGCUGACCCUCAGUGACCCUGUCACACAGAGGCUUCAGCACCUCAACAGGAAGUGGGCACAGGCCUCCGCACAUGCUCAGGAGAAAUGCAGUGAGUUGCAGGCAGCCUCUCUCCAGCAGCAGAGCUUUGAGCAGAGAUGUGAGAGCUGGCUGGCUUUCCUACAGCGCAUGGAGGACAGUUUGGCUGUAGAAAUCGCAUCAACUUACCCUGGACUGAGAGAACAACAACGAACGCACCAGUGUUUUCAGGCUGAGUUGUCUUUAGGCCAUCAGAUCCUUCACUCUGUGAUCAGUGAAUCUCUCCUCCUGUUGCAGAAGGGAGAUGUGGAGGACAGGGGUGACUUCCUGUUAAAACUGGCACAGCUGAGAGAGCACUGGCAGGGGGCGGUGCAGAGAGCAGCUCAACGGCGUGCUCUAGUGGAAGGGCUCAUACAGCACUGGCAGCUUUAUACACACACAAUGCAGAAACUCCGCAAACUCCUCACACUCACACACACACUCUUGUCGCCUGCUGGUCCCACACACUGUAGUGUCCUGCAGUUGCACCUCUUGCUGGAAGAUCUGAAGCGAACAGAGCUGUUGUUUCAAAGGUCAGUCUCUGCGUAUCUGUGUGUGAUGGAGGUAGGCAGGCAGCUAUUCUCAGUGAGUGACACACAGACGCAGAUGCAGCUGCAGACAGACCUGGCAGCCCUGCAGGAGGACUGGGAGCAAUGCCAGUGCAUGCUGGGAAAGAGAAAGACUCUCACAUCUGACAUCGUAAAAAAAUGGGAGACCUGUGAGACCAGACUAGCUGAUCAGGUGCAGAGCCUGGAUGAGGUACGAGCCAAACUGAAGCAGUCGAUCCCAGAUCAGCAGGAGGAGAUGGAAGAGGAACGCCUCCUUGUGAAGGAGGUUCAGGAUUGUUUAAAGGAUUGGGCCGUCAGUCUUUCCGAGCUCAGCACCAUGAAGACGGACCUGUCCCAGUACAUCCUCACCGAUGACGUCCUCCUCCUGCAGGAGCAAGUGGACCAUCUGCACUGCCAGUGGGAAGAGCUCUGCCUCAAAGUGUCACUUCGUAAGCAGGAGAUUGCUGAUCGACUGAAUGCCUGGAUCAUUUUCAAUGAGAAGAAUCGGGAGCUGUGUGAAUGGCUGACACAGAUGGAAAACAAGGUGGCACACAGUGCUGAGCUGAGCAUUGAGGAAAUGGUGGAGAAACUCAAGAAGGAUUGUAUGGAGGAGAUCAACCUCUUUAGUGAGAAUAAGACACAUCUGAAACAGCUGGGAGAACAACUCAUCACUGCUAGCAACAAGACCAAAGAAACAGAAAUCAAUGACAAGAUCAAGGACAUCAACGAACGCUGGCAGCAUCUGUUUGAUCACAUCGAGGACAGGGUGAGGAAGCUGAAGGAGACGCUGGUGACAGUGCAGCAGCUGGAUAAGAACAUGAGUAAUCUCCGUACCUGGCUUUCCCGCGUUGAGGGUGAACUGGCCAAACCCAUCAUUUACAGCGUCUGCCACAGUGAUGAGAUACAGCGCAAACUAGCAGAGCAUCAGGACUUGCAGAGAGACAUCGAACAGCAUACAGAGGGUGUAGCGUCUGUUUUGACCCUGUGUGACGUUUUGCUGCAUGAUGCGGACGCUUGUGGCAGUGAUGGAGAGAACGACUCCAUUCAGCAGACUACGCUCAGCCUGGACCGCCGCUGGAGGAACAUAUGUGCCAUGUCUAUGGAGAGGAGAAUGAGGAUCGAGGAGACAUGGCGUCUGUGGUGCAAGUUCCUGGAUGACUACUCGCGCUUUGAAGAGUGGCUGAACACGGCAGAACGUACAGCGGCCAACCCUGCCACCAAAGAUGUACUCUACACCUGUGCUAAAGAGGAACUCAAAAAGUUUGAGGCGUUCCAGCGCCAGGUCCAUGAGCGCCUGACACAGCUGGAGCUGGUGAACAAACAAUACCGACGUCUGGCACGAGAGAACCGGACAGAUGGUGCCAGUAAGCUGAAGUUGAUGGUGCACGAGGGAAACCAGCGCUGGGAUACGUUACAGAAGAGAGUGGCCACUGUGCUCCGCAGGUUAAAGCACUUCACGUCUCAACGUGAAGACUUUGAAGGAACACGGGAGGGGAUUCUGGUCUGGCUGACUGAAAUGGACCUUCAGCUCACCAAUGUUGAGCAUUUUUCGGAGAGCGAUAUCCAUGAAAAGAUGCGUCAACUAAAUGCAUUUCAGCAGGAGAUCACUCUAAACACAAAUAAGAUCGAUGCUCUGAUUGUAUUUGGAGAGAACCUGAUCCAGAAGAGUGCUCCGCUGGACGCCGUACUCAUUGAAGAUGAACUAGAGGAGCUGCACUCAUACUGCCAGGAAGUAUUUGGCAGAGUCGCCCGAUUCCACCACCGUCUUAUCAGCAGACGCCCAGUGCUUGAGGAGGACCGAGAGUUCUCAGACAGAGACACAGAUCCGGAGGACUCGGCUGAUUUCAGUGGGGUGUGGGAGAGGGAGGAGGACGAGGAGGCUGCGAUGAGUUCUGAUGUUUCUCUAACAGUACGCCAGGCUGUGUACCAGCUGAUACCACCUGCUCUAGAGCGCUCAGGGCGUGACACCCCCGUCAGUGUGGAUUCAAUCCCACUGGAGUGGGACCACACCGUAGAUGUGGGUGGAUCUUCAUCUCCAGAGGAUGAUGAGGAGUUGACGUUCUACAGCGCCCUAUCAGAUGUAGAAGUCACUGAGAGCUCUCAGUCAUUUAUUAAAGCUACAUCUAAAGCUCUGAAGGCUGUGUCCGGGGGAAGGUCAGUGGUGGAGCCGUGGCACUCUCCUGAUGCGCCAGACAGGAAGCGAGCGAACAGAGAAAUCAUACGCAGUCUCACAUCUUCACCCACUGACACCAGCGCUCAGUACCACCCACAGGCCUAUGAUAAACUCAUGUCUGAGUGUGCUGGCAGUAUAGACAGUAUAAAGCGAGUGAAACUGAUUCUGAGCGAGGAAGAACAACUGGACGAUCAUGGUUUGACGGCACUCUCUGCAGCUGAUAAGACAGGUGUGAUCGAACGAUGGGAGCUCCUGCAGGUGCAGUCGUGCAGCAUGCCGCAGGAUCUUCAGCAGUGGCACAAACUCAACUCUGACCUAACUGAUGUCAUGGCAUGGUUGGACACUGUGAUGCCUGAGCUAGAGAAGCUUCAAACUCUAGAGCCAAAAAUCACCAUCAGAGACAUGGAGAGCAAUAUCCACAAACUAAAGGACAUGCAGAGGAUUUUUAACGGCUACAAAUCAGUGAUGAUUGGUGUUAAUCUCAGUGGGCGGGGCUUCCAGCACGGAGACAGCGCCGAACUAUGCGAACUGCGUGAGAAUCUGCAGGCAGCCAAUCAGAAAUGGACACAGGCCUGUGUGGCCCUAGACAGCUGGGAACACCGACUGCAUCAAGCACUCAUGGAGUGCCAGGAGUUUCACGAGACUCUUCACUCUCUGCUGCUGUGGUUAGCUAAAGCAGAAAGCCAGCGCUACAUGGUCAACAUCCAUGACCAAAACACAGACCUCAACAUCCUGCAAGAGCAUCGAGACACGCUCAAGGCUGUUCAGCAGGACUUACAGUCUCGUGAGAGGGAGGUGCACUGCCUGCAGGAGAUCUCCUCACAGAUCCUGCUACAGCACCAGGGAGAAGACACUCUGGAGGCCAAAGAGAAGGUUCACGUCAUCAGCAACAAGUUACGACUGCUGAUCAGACAGAUUGCACACGAUCUGCACACGCUGCAAAGCAGACUGGACUCAGCUGAUCCAAAUGUGGGCAGGACAGCAUCAACACAACAGCAGGAAGCCGCAGGAGUUCAGGCUGUUACACGGGGAUCUCCUGCGAGUGUCAGGGCUGACAAGUCUGAUUCGUCCCCAGCGAGGCCGUUCCUGUAUCGUGUCCUACGUGCGGCUUUUCCCCUCCACAUCUUCUUCCUGCUGCUGCUGGUUGUGGCGUGUCUGGUGCCUCUCUCAGAGGACGACUACAGCUGCACUCUCUCCAACAACUUUGCCCGAUCCUUUUACCCCAUGCUCCUCUACACCAAUGGACCCCCACCCACAUGAGAACAACUACACGUACCCUUCACUAACACACAGCCACAGCUCAUUCAGUAGAGGAAAUGGGGGCGUAGUCCAAGCCUCCCGGUUUACUCUCCUGUAGCAGAUCCUGUAGCUCUGAUUAAUCUGAGUGAAAGCCCUUGUGUUUGGGAUUCAGUAGAUUGUCCUGCAACAAUCAAAUCUUGUUCCUGGAUCCGAGGACUGUUGCACAUGGAGAGAGAUUUUUUCUGAAGCAGUCUGAAACUUUCCUCAUGAUGUAUAUUUGUAUUUUUAGAGAACAGCAAGGACUCCUCAUCGAAGGUGCACUCAUUUUUUAAUUGUAUAGUAUGUAGCAGGACAUUCAUUGAAACAUUGAAAUACUCCUUCACACAAAUGUAUUUAUUUUUGACAUAUAAAUGACAAUUGAACCCUAUAGGCUUUGAGUCAGCCUGUAUUGUUUAACUAGAAGCCCUGUUUAUAUGUCUGAGUGAUUGGACUUACAUACAGUCUUGUUUCUAGGAGCCAGUGUAAAAUGACUUGCAAUGAUGAAUAUAUUUUAUUUGUAGCUCUCUUAGCUACCAUUUUCUUGGUCAAAGCCAUGGAGGAGAGACGCAAAGAGGCAUCAGGGUGUGUGCAAAUGUUAUGUUUAAUUUAUUCAGCCUAAAGUUUGGUGGCUGUGUUGUUUUCAUGUGUGUGUGUGUGAAUAUUGUAAAACUACUGAAAUUAUUUAAUUAUAAUUGGUAAAUGAUCUCAGUGGAGAUAUAAAUUAUAUCUGAUUAUGUUUUAUAGUUUAUAGCUAGAAUUUUUCAGGCAGGAAAAUCUGGUACCCAGAUGUGUUUGUGUCUGGUGUGUUUUGAGCUAAAUGGUUAAGGUGUCUCAUAGAAACACAUUUCAAAAGUAUCCACAUGACUGUAUCUGGCUUUUAUUUUAUUUUUAACCUACAGGAAGUCUGGAGAAAGGCCAUUAGUCACUCUUUCACUCAUACUAACUGCCAAAGUGUCAGAGACAGAGUUACUAAAAUAGUGCUGUUCGUCUUGUUGUUUGAUGUUUUUAAUUGAAUUGUUAUAGUAUAGAUUACAUUAUGGGUCAACUAAAAUAGACUAUGAUAUAAAGUAUCCAUUAAUCACAGAAAACAUUCACUUUAUUAUGAAUUUAUUUUGCAGCAAACCUUGCACUGCCAAUGUCAAACACUGGUUGAAGACAAUAUAAAGAUGUUUGUGUUUUUUUGAGUUUGAAGUCAAUUUUCCUACAAAUAAACAUCGUACAAAUAUGCACGUGUUCACUUAUUUAAUUCCCACAUAUUUAUUUAAUAUGCAGCUGAAUACAAUAAAAUGAAUUUAGUUUUGCUACCUGUAGAAACUUACUGUUGUGUCAGUGUAUCAUCAGUAUAUUUUUUCCUGUUUAAAGCUGGUGUAAUUUUUUUUUUUUUCAGUUUAACCAGA